This is a messenger RNA of Postia placenta MAD-698-R-SB12, 861 nucleotides long. RefSeq lists its product as hypothetical. The record is from RefSeq and is a predicted model, not a curated record. The transcript is spliced from 5 exons. The coding region runs from base 1 to 861 and encodes 286 amino acids. Gene Ontology annotation, cellular component: nucleolus. Gene Ontology annotation, molecular function: RNA binding. NCBI's taxonomy places the organism in Eukaryota, Fungi, Basidiomycota, Agaricomycetes, Polyporales, Adustoporiaceae.
AUGGUAGUAAUACACGCACAACCCAGCACAUCUGCCGCUCCUCACAAAAAGAACAGGCGCAAGCUGUCCAAGAAGGCAUCAGCAAAGCCUACAAAUGCUUCGGCGCAUAACGACCAGGACGACGAUAUGGAUGGCACUGUUGCUGAUAUCACGGAGAGCAUUCCAUCCACGGAUGCACAAUCAGCACCGGUUGAGCUGCAGGCGUACGAAGACGACGCUGUUAUGAUCGAGACAGACUCCUCCACCCUGCCCGAACAAACCGCCGCCCCCGCUUUCCCCCCGCUCCCAGCGUCCGCACAGCGAACGACGCUGAAGUCUGAGACGAGGCGGAUACCUAUACCCCCACACCGCAUGACCCCUUUGAAAAAGGACUGGGUGCACAUCUUUUCGCCGUUGACCGAGAUGCUGCAGCUACAAGUCCGGAUGAAUGUGCAGCGAAAAAGUGUGGAGAUCCGGACAUCGAAACAUACCCAAGACGUUGGUGCGAUCCAGAAGGGUGCCGAUUUCGUGAAGUCGUACGCCCUGGGUUUCGAUGUGAACGACGCCAUUGCGCUUCUCCGUCUUGACGACCUAUACUUGGAUUCUUUCGAGAUUAAGGACGUGAAGACACUCCACGGCGAUCACCUGUCUCGGGCCAUUGGUCGCAUUGCCGGUCAGGAUGGCAAGACUAAGUUCACAAUUGAGAAUGCGAGUCGAACUCGAAUUGUGCUUGCCGAUACCAAGAUUCAUAUUCUGGGCUCGUUCCAAAAUAUCAAGAUUGCUCGUGAUGCGAUUGUAUCGCUCAUCCUGGGGUCACCUCCGGGGAAGGUCUACGCGGGUCUGCGGACGGUGAGCAGCCGCAUGCGCCAGCGAGCAUUGUAA